AUGGACAAGCCGAUGCCACCAGCACCGACCUCCCCUCGCCCGUGGCGGGAGUCCUUCGCCGACGCAGGCCUGUCAAACCAAUCCAGCGACGGGAGGACCACUAGAACCUCCAACAUGGCAGCGCCAGCUCCUACAGUAUGGAGGCACGCUCGCGGAGGCCUGCUGAGCCGCCCACGCGCGGACUCGGCGGAGGCCAGGGGCAAGGCUUCGAAGGAGCCCGCGCCAGCUGGGGGACAGGGCGCACGUCCGGCCAGCAGAUCAGCUUCGCCCGUGGACUCGAUCUUCGACGUCCCCCAGAGACGGACGACGUUGGAGCUGGACGCCUCGUGGGCGGUUUUCAGAGAGGGUCAGGCUGCGUUCCACGGGCUGUCUGCACCACCGCGCAGCCGUGACGGCUCACGGCCUGGCUCAAAUAGCAAUCAAGGGGGAUGA
Messenger RNA from Diaporthe amygdali, 432 nucleotides. RefSeq lists its product as uncharacterized. The record is from RefSeq and is a predicted model, not a curated record. Lineage: Eukaryota; Fungi; Ascomycota; Sordariomycetes; Diaporthales; Diaporthaceae. The coding region runs from base 1 to 432 and encodes 143 amino acids. The transcript has a single exon.